Zophobas morio is the source of this 702-nucleotide messenger RNA. RefSeq lists its product as uncharacterized. Bases 1 to 702 code for a protein of 233 amino acids. The record is from RefSeq and is a predicted model, not a curated record. The transcript is spliced from 2 exons. Lineage: Eukaryota; Metazoa; Arthropoda; Insecta; Coleoptera; Tenebrionidae. Gene Ontology annotation, cellular component: membrane.
AUGGCCACCACUAAAUUGUUCUCAGUGUUGUUCGUCCUGUUUUUCCAAAAUUGUGUCGCCCACAUCGACAGAGACACCGUCCGAAGUAUAGUUCCUUUCCGGGAGUGCUUAGGGCAUAAGUUUCCGGGGGUGUGCUUGAAGGAGAGGGCUUUGGACGCGCUAAAUGCCACCAUCAUGAGUGACAAGCCCUUGGUGUUUUUGGACAUGGUGGAGAUCGGCAGGAAUCCGGACUAUCUGUACAACCUGUCCGAGGAGCAUCUCCCUGACGAGGUGUCGGCCAGGAGCUCGAAACUCAGUGACUUGCUGUACAGCAAGAUCGAGGAGUUCUUCAAGUCCAGGGUCGUCAAGUUUAGUAUGGCGCCGGCCUUUGACGAAGCAAGAGGCAAGAAAGACAAAGGCAAAGGCGGCAUGAUGAUCAUGGUAAUGGGCGGCAUGGCAGCCAUGAUGGCCCAGUUGUUCAUGGGCAAAAUCGCAUUCAUGGCAGGAACGGCCCUAGUUUUGGCAAAGGUGGCUUUAUUCAUGUCAGCCAUCGUCGGACUGAAAAAAUUAGUGAGCGGUGGCGGCGGAGGCGGCGAGUCCCACGUAGUGUACGCCAGCGAAGGACACAGUCACGGUGGCGGCGGCGGCUGGCAUCGAAGUCUAACCAAUGAUCCGCACACCCUCGCGUACAAAGCUCAUGUAACUGAGGCCACCGGCUAUUAG